Molecule: messenger RNA, 1166 nt
Organism: Aphanomyces astaci
Lineage: Eukaryota; Oomycota; Saprolegniomycetes; Saprolegniales; Verrucalvaceae
Exons: 1
Coding region: 105-1097 (330 amino acids)
Source: RefSeq, a predicted model, not a curated record
GACGGAUUCUCCACACAGUGCGACCUGAACCACAGUACGACAAACGUCCACUGACCACUGCCGCUGUCGCCGCCGCCGUCUGCACAUCCUACCACGACUGUGUCAUGGGCCUCGAUGGGUACAAGUACAUUUUAUCCAAGAUGAAGGCGAGUCGCGGCAACCAGAGCCGCCUUGGCAGUUUCUCGUCCAUUGGAUGCGCCACGUACGACUUCCAUGGCGACGACGCUGUAGGAUACGGCCCCAACUACAUGGUGGUGGCAGAUGGGGUGUCGGGAACGCAGAAGGCAUCGGGCAUCCUGGCGCGGGUCCUCGUCACGGAGACACUGAACGCCCUCGAGCGCUUACGGCGGAAGAGUCUGUUGGACCCAAUCGUCGCCAUCAAGUCGUCGGACUUUGGGGCCGAGAUGGUCCGCGCCAUUCGGGACGCACGCGCUUUGACGCGUCGACGAGGACGAUUUGAUUCCGCGCUCACCGCCGUAUAUGUGGACGCGGCAUCGUCGCUACUGUUUGUGUUCAACGUUGGCGACUGCAAAUGCGUCGUGGUUCGGCGCAAUGUGGUGGUGUUUGAGAGCGACGCCACUAUCUACGACUUCAAUGUGCCCGCGGUGGUGUCCACGAUGAAUGAGAUCCAUUACCCCACCGACGCCGUGGAGAUCCAGGUCGCCGCGUACGAACCUGGCGAUGUGGUGAUGGUGUUUUCCGACGGCGUCCACGACAACCUGUACGUGGAUCAAGUGCUGCGCGCGGUGGCAUCCCAUCCGAACCAGGGCGCGGACAUUGCAAAGGCCACCGUGAAGGCAUGCCGAGACACAUUUACGCGUCAUUGCGGGUACAUUCCGUUUGCCGUGGCGGCGGCGGGGUUCUGCCUGUCGGCCGUCGAGGAAAUGAAAGCGAACGACGCGAUCUCCUCUGCGGAUUUCGAGGCGUUUGAAGCCAAAUGUCGCGACCUUCCGCGGCCCCAUACUCGUGCCAUCUUUGGCAACGACAAACGCGUCAAGAACUUGGCAUUCUACAGCGCGUCCAACCUCCUCACAUUUGCCAACAAGCAGGUCGGCAAGAAGGACGACAUCUCUGUAUGUGUGGGCGUGCUGGCCUGAUGAUCGAUGAUGCUCUUUGUAUAAAUUUAACUUAAUUCGAAUGGAACGUUGAUGUUUGGUUCAUCCUGG